AUGACAACACCAGAUACUGAAGUUAUGUCUAUGUUACGUGCACAUCCACAAGGAUGUUUAGAAACAGAUAAAUCUGAUUUUAUAAUAAAAGCAAUUGAAAAAAUUAAAGAAAGAAGUUUAGUUGAUGUAGAUUUACCAAUAUGUUUUGUUAUAGGAGUUGCUAAACAUCCACGAACACAUGAAAAAGUAUUAAUAAUUGCAAUGAAUGGAAAGAGACAUAAGACUCAUAUUCUUAAAUUUUAUCUUGUUUCAUCUAAAAUGGAAAUGUCAGUUUAUUGUUAUUUUAAAUUAGAAGAACAAUUUCAUGGAGGAGUUGAUAUUAAUGAUUUUUCAUUAUAUACAGCAUGUUUUAGUGAUAGUUUAAAUGGGAUAGUUGUUUUAGAAAUGAAAUCGUAUUAUAAAACAUAUCUUAUUAUUAAUCAAGCUGAUAAUGGUAGAAUGGAAGAACUUAUUCCAGUAGGAUAUAAUGAUAAUAAAUUUAUUGGACAAAUAGAAAUUAUGACACAAGUUAUUGAUAAAGAAACAUAUUUUAUUAUGCAUACACAAGAUUCAUUAUGGACAGUGUCUAUAUCAAAUGGUUUAUUUUCUAAAAAGAUUCAAACAUAUAAUUAUCCAUUAGGAGGAGAAUCAUGUUGUUUUGCAUUAAGAAGUAAAAAUGGAAUAUUAAUUGUUACAUCUAAAGAUGUAUAUCAAUUAAUACCAUUUCAACCAUUAAUUAAAACACAAGCAAAAUAUCAUGCAUCAUCACUUAAAACAUUUAUUGAAAUGUAUACUCGUUAUAGAAAAUUAAAUGAAAAAGGGUCUUCAAUUUCAACUUCAUUUAUUAAACAAACAAAUGAUUAUUCACAAUUUAUUUCAACAACAACAUUUCCAUUAAUUGAACCACAAUAUCUUUGUAAAUUACCAGAAUCAAGAAUUAAAAGACCAAUAAUUAAAGUAGUAUUAUUAGAUGAUAUUUAUUAUUAUAUAUUUAUAUUAAAAGCUAUUGUAUGGAUUUGUAAUGAUAAAGGUGUUCUUCAUUCAUUAGAUCCAAAAGGAAGUCCAUAUGAAAGUAUAUUUAUUGAUUCAGACUUCAUCUUUUUUGUUUCAGAUCAAAGAGUUUCAAUUUAUGAUUUUCAUCCAGGUCAUUCACCCAUUUUAGUAGAAUCAAUGAAGUCAUUAAAUACAUCAAAUUUAUUACAUUUAAGAAGAUUAGAUACUAAUGUAUAUAUUGAUGAUAAUACAUUCAAUCUAUUUCAAUUAGAUUAUAAUCCUCAUUUCUUUGUUGAACAUCUUUAUUCUCCUUCUCCUUAUAGGUCUACUUUUCUUCAUUUAUUAUUUCAACAUAAUGUAACAUUAAGUCAAACUAAAGAUGUUCCUUUUACUAUUGUUCCAUUUUUACCAAUUAAAUUUGAAAAUAUUACUGCAGAUUAUUUGAUUGAUUUCUUUACUUAUGGUAUUCCUGCUGAAAUACGUUGUUCUAAAUUAAAAGGACUUCCACCUCAACAAAUGGAACAUUAUUUUCAGGCAUUAUUUUUCUUUCCUAUUUCAUAUGAUGUUAAAAGUAUUAAAGAACAAUUAGAAAUUUGUGAAAUAAGACUACCUUUAUUUGGUCGUUUACCUACUGAAAAAAAAGAAAGAAUUAGAACUCCAAUGGAAAGAAAUAUUUGGGAAAAAGAAUUUAAGAAAUGUUUAAAUUUAAUUUUCUUAAAUUCUUUUUCUGUUGAAGGUCAAAAUUUAAAAGGACAAGAAGAAUUUGUUAGAAAAUAUGAUGAAUUAUUAAACCAUUGUAUCUCUCAUUGUUAUACUAAUUUUGAUAAUUACUUAAAAGAAAAAUAUAAAAAUCAAAUUGGUGUUGAAGAAGAAAAACAUACUUAUAACCUUAUUUUAGAAAAAAUUCAUUUUUAUGCUUGUAUCGAAGACUGUCUUCAUCAGUUCGGUUUACAAGCAAGACAAAGAGAAACUGUUGAUGCUUUAGUUAUUGAUGCAUAUCAUGUUUUACCUUUUAGAGUUUUUACACAGUGUGUUUUAAGUGGUUGUUUAAAAAUUUCUCCAAUGGCUUAUUGUACUAUUGUUAAUUCUAUGCCACCUACAAGUCAGAAUAGUGACUUAGAAAAAUUAUUUAAUUGGACUUUAUGGAAAGAAAUUCCUAUAAAUGCUAAAAAACCUAUUAAAAAAGAAGCAUUAUACAUUCGAAAUGAGUGUUAUGUAAAAUAUAUUAAAAAUUUACCUCCUCCUAUUCAUGAAUCAAGUUUCUUUGAAACAGAAACAGAUCCUGAAGUUCUUUUUAGAAGAUCACUUUUUGGUUAUUGUAUAAGAACAAAUUCUUCAUCUUCAGAUCUUCCAAUCUCAUCAGAUGUCAUCCAAUAUUUAAUGAAAUAA
Messenger RNA from Entamoeba histolytica HM-1:IMSS, 2361 nucleotides. RefSeq lists its product as uncharacterized. NCBI's taxonomy places the organism in Eukaryota, Evosea, Mastigamoebida, Endamoebidae. Bases 1 to 2361 code for a protein of 786 amino acids. The record is from RefSeq and is a predicted model, not a curated record. The transcript has 4 exons.